This is a messenger RNA of Pieris napi, 2687 nucleotides long. RefSeq names its product phosphatidylinositol 3,4,5-trisphosphate 3-phosphatase and dual-specificity protein phosphatase PTEN (gene Pten). Gene Ontology annotation, cellular component: plasma membrane; cell projection; nucleus. Lineage: Eukaryota; Metazoa; Arthropoda; Insecta; Lepidoptera; Pieridae. The transcript is spliced from 8 exons. The coding region runs from base 436 to 2538 and encodes 700 amino acids. Gene Ontology annotation, biological process: cell motility; negative regulation of cell population proliferation; protein dephosphorylation. The record is from RefSeq and is a predicted model, not a curated record. Gene Ontology annotation, molecular function: protein tyrosine phosphatase activity; phosphatidylinositol-3,4,5-trisphosphate 3-phosphatase activity.
UAAGGUUGUGUUUUAUCUCUGUCGUACGAGCGUAAACGUUUAGAGAGCGAAUGAGAGGGCGUUCAGACUUUCAGCCAUCAAUUCAUAACCAUCUUUCUUUCUUGUGCAACUAUUUCUCGUCGGUCGAGGACUCGAGGUCUAGGAUCUAGCGCGAUCGCAGAAUGGACGCCAUUCGUGCGAGAUAAUUCGAGUCGAGGUAUAAUUCGCGUCAAUAGUGGGUGCGACGAGUGGCGGGCCGCGGGCGUGGAGUAGCCAAUACUUAUGCUAUAUGAGUGAGUGGUGCGUUUUGUCCUCGGUGUGGUGUGGAGUGUCCUGUGCUCGGAGUGGCAGUGAAGAGUGGAGAACGGCGGCGGGAGGCAUGGCGGGCGCGAGCUGAUCGGACGGGCGCAGUGUUCGCUCGCGCUCCGCCGGCCCCAUGCGAGCUGCGGACGUUUUAUGGGUGCAUGCCUGAGCUGCCGGCGCCGUGAGCGAAAGGCACCCGAGAAGCGUUGGGUGCCGGGCGCGGUCCAGCCUGCUAAGGGCGCGGCGGCUGAGCGUCGCCCCCGGCGCGCCUUGUUACGAGCCAUGGCCAACUCCAUUUCGAAUAUCAAGAUGACGAACCCUCUGAAAAACAUGGUCAGCAAGCGCCGAAAACGAUAUAUGAAAGAUGGCUUCAAUUUGGACUUAGCUUAUAUAACAGACAGGCUGAUAGCCAUGGGUUUCCCAGCGGAAAAGUUGGAGGGCGUGUACCGGAAUCACAUUGAUGAGGUGUACAGGUUUCUGGAGCAGAUGCACAAGGAUCACUACAAGAUAUAUAACCUUUGCAGCGAGAGGAAGUACGACUCUACGAAGUUUCAUGAUAGGGUGGAAAUAUAUGCUUUUGAAGACCACACGCCGCCGAAUAUCGAGCUGAUACAGCCGUUCUGCGAGUCUGUUCAUUCGUGGCUCAGUGCCGACUCGAGAAAUGUGGCGGCAGUGCAUUGUAAAGCUGGAAAGGGCAGAACAGGAACAAUGGUAUGCUGUUACUUAUUGUACAGCGGGCAAAAGGCGACUGCAGAUGAAGCUUUGAAGUUCUACGGCACUAAGAGGACUCAUGACGAGAAAGGUGUGACGAUACCCUCUCAAAGGCGGUACGUGGAGUACUUCGCCUCGCUGGUCCGCUCGUCCCUCCACUAUACGGCCAGUAAGGUGCACAUACGAGAAGUGGUGAUGUCACCGCCUCCAACACUCUCCGCUGCCCACUGUACCUUGGAGAUCACUGUUGCGCAGGCGAAGUUGUCGCUUAAGACGUGCCUGGGCAGUCACGAGACGCGCCGCGGCGAGCGCUACGUGCGCGUGUGUCCACUCGCGUGCACGCCUCUGAGCGGCGACGUGCGCCUGGACGUGUACGCCAAGCAGAAGAUGAUGCGCAAGGAGAGGCUCUUCCAUCUCUGGUUCAACACCUUCUUCGUCACCGCCUGCGUGGGCUCGCAGCCCGUGCCCUCGCCGCAAGAUAGUCCGAACCUGGAGACAUUUAAGCUGACCCUUAAUAAAUGGGAGUUGGAUGACGCGCACAAGGACAAGCAACACAAACUGUAUAGUGAGGAUUUUAAGGUGGAGAUAAUAAUCCAGAAGCAACCAGAAACGUCAAAGUUCAGCGGUCACUGCGACAGAGCGCCUUCGCCCCAGUCCUCGACGGCUUCCUCGUGUUCGGAGCCCGACACAGAACCAGAUGCCCACUGGGACUCCGGUGAGCAGGACUUGCACUUGCACACACCUCUACACUUACACACACCUAUACACUUACACUCGAGCGUACACAUGAAGGAUACACUUAAACCGUGCAACCAUAACUUCGAUAAAGGGGAUAAAGUUACGUGUGAAAAGGAUAGCGGGAAUAAAACUGGAGACAAUUUACACUUGGGUUGGGCUAAAAAGUGUACAGACUACGAGUGUAAAUUAAACGAUAGUAAAGAGACUUACAAGUUUCUAGAACAUUCGCUGUGUCAGUGCGGCCAUUGUGACUGUAAAUCUGACAGCCAAGACACGAAUUCCGUUAUGUCUUCCAAGAACACGUGCGAUUGCAAGGAUUGGUCCAAUUACUGUCAAUGCAAAGACACCCCGUCCGAUAUAAGUUGCGAAUCGCGAUUCGAUUUUCCGAUUAAGCCCGAUUCGAAUACGAAAGAAUGUACGGGCAAGUGUCGCGAGAAGGAGCGUUACGAUAUCGAAUGCGAUUGUAAAACAUAUAAAUCGGAUAUAAGUAACGUUAGUACGAAAUCGUGCGAUUCCUGUCUCAACGGCUCUUGUAAUUGCAUCGGAUAUAAGGCGGAGAGAAAUCGACCGAACUUCGCCCCGAUCGAAUAUUCGUAUGGAGAGUACGAGUCGAAUUUCGAAUCGAAAAAGACAGAGAGUACAGAGAGUGAUAAGGAGGGGAGUAUACCUAAAGUUGGGUCGGAUCAGUCUAUGGACGAGAAGCGAUCCAAACCGCGCUUGUCUCUGGGCGACAUGAGAGCUUCAUGGCGGGAAUUUAGCGGGAAAUUCGGUGAGAGCCGAAAAAAGAAAAAUAAACAUGAUUGUUGAUGAUUUGUAGGUUUUAUUAUGCAUUCAACAACCGUUAUUUGAAAUGUCAAUAUUGUCAGUAUAUAAUAUGUAACCGUGCGCAUUUAACAUUUGCUCGAACGGUGAAGGAAAACAUCGUGAGGAAACCGGCUUGCCUUAGACCCAAAUAG